Miscanthus lutarioriparius is the source of this 291-nucleotide messenger RNA. Lineage: Eukaryota; Viridiplantae; Streptophyta; Magnoliopsida; Poales; Poaceae. The record is from the annotation of a GenBank genome assembly.
AUGUCAUCGUCGCGGUGCGUCGCCGCGCUCGACGCUGCCGCCUCCGCCCGGGCCGCGGAAACAACGUCACCGCCGCCGAUGCCGCAACGGUACCAGGCGGACGAGUUCGUCGUCGACCUCGAGCUUGAGCACCAGCAUCGUCCCUCCGCUGUGCUGCCACCGUCGUCGUCAGGAGUGCACGAGGAGGGCGAGUUCACGGACGUCGAGUUGGGACUGGGGCAGCAACAGCAGCGCCGCACCUCCACCGUGGAGCAGCCGCCGCCACUGCCGCCGCUGAAGAGACCGUUCUGA